Molecule: messenger RNA, 3021 nt
Organism: Opisthocomus hoazin
Lineage: Eukaryota; Metazoa; Chordata; Aves; Opisthocomiformes; Opisthocomidae
Source: RefSeq, a predicted model, not a curated record
CCAGUCGCCAUGUCGGUGCCAAAGAAGAAGCGAAGGAUGAAGGAGCUGAACAAGAAGGAGGCAGUAGGCGAUUUGCUGGAUGCCUUUAAAGAGUCUCAGAUCAGCGACAGUGCCUCGGAGACGGAGAACAAGCCCCCCACGUCCGCCUCUGCCCGUGAAGCAGAGGAUGCAGUCCCUGCUCGUCCGCAGGAAGAGUCGGAGGAGACGUGGGAGGAGAAGGAGGACAAGCUGGCCCCGGAGAAGGGCAAGGCUGCCGACCAGAAGUACCGCUACAAGGAAGAGCAAUGGAAGCCACUCAACCCUGAGGAGAAGAAGCGAUAUGACCGGGAGUUCCUGCUGGGCUUCCAGUUCAUCUUCGCCAGCAUGCAGAAGCCCGAGGGGCUACCCCAGAUCACGGACGUGGUGCUGGACAAGCCGUGUGUACCUUCGCAGGCCAACAAGACCCCACUGCGGGCGCUCGACCCCAUCCGCCUCAGUGGCAUGAACUGCAGCCCUGACUUUACCCCCUCCUUUGCCAACCUCGGCCGGCCCGUCAUGGGCAACCGGGGCCUGCCCUCAGGGUUGGGUCCCCGCCGCUCCCAGCAGAGCCAGAGAAAGGAGCCCCGCAAAAUCAUUGCCACUGUGUCCCUCAAUGAGGAUGUCAAGCUGAACAAGGCUGAGAAGGCCUGGAAACCCACCAGCAAGCGUGCCUCCGAGGAGGAGGAUCCCGAGAACAUCAAGACGCAGGAACUGCUCCGCCGCGUCCGCAGCAUCCUCAACAAGCUGACACCCCAGAUGUUCCAGCAGCUGAUGAAGCAGGUGAUGGAGUUGUCCAUCGACACGGAGGAGCGGCUCAAGGGUGUCAUCGACCUCGUCUUCGAGAAGGCUAUCUCGGAGCCAAACUUCUCUGUUGCCUAUGCUAACAUGUGCCGUUGCCUUAUGGGGCUCAAAGUGCCCACAACAGACAAGCCCACGGUGACUGUGAACUUCCGCAAGCUGCUGCUCAACCGCUGCCAGAAGGAGUUUGAGAAGGACAAGGACGACGAUGAGAUCUUUGAGAAGCGGCAGAAGGAGAUGGACGAUGCCAGUGCUCCCGAGGAGAAGGCGCGCAUGAAGGACGAGCUGGAGGAGGCACGGGACAAGGCCCGCCGGCGAUCCCUGGGCAACAUCAAGUUUAUUGGAGAGCUCUUCAAACUAAAGAUGUUGACAGAGGCCAUCAUGCACGACUGCGUGGUGAAGCUGCUCAAAAACCACGAUGAGGAGUCUCUUGAGUGCCUUUGCCGCCUGCUUACCACCAUUGGCAAGGACUUGGACUUUGAGAAGGCCAAGCCCAGGAUGGACCAGUACUUCAAUCAGAUGGAGAAGAUCAUCAAAGAGAAGAAGACAUCAUCCCGAAUCCGUUUCAUGCUGCAGGAUGUGAUUGACCUCAGACAGAAUAGCUGGGUGCCGCGGCGAGGAGACCAGGGCCCCAAAACCAUUGACCAGAUCCACAAGGAAGCGGAGCUGGAGGAGCAUCGGGAACACAUCAAAGUGCAGCAGCUCAUGUCAAAGGACAAGAGGAGAGGACCCCCCGGGCCGUCCUCCAGCAGUGACAGCCUGGUCGCAGAUGAUGGCUGGAACACGGUGCCCAUCAGCAAGGGCAACCGGCCCAUCGACACCAGCCGGCUAACGAAGAUCACCAAGGUGAGGCUGGGGGGGCGGGCAUCUGAUUCAGGGCGACCAGCCACGAGCACCUUGAACCGCUUCUCAGCGCUCCAGCAGUCGACGCCUGCCGAGAGCCUGGAGUCCCGUCGCGUGGUGCAGAGGAGCAGCUCCAGCCGCGACAGGUCGGAGAAGGCUGGGGACAGAGGGGACAGGGAGUCACGUUCGGAGAAAGGCAGCGACCGCGCGGAGCUUAAGCAAGAACCAGCACCUCCCACAGCAUCCCCCAAGCCCGCGCUGUCGGACGAGGAGCUGGAGAAGAAAUCCAAGGCGAUCAUAGAGGAAUACCUGCACAUCAAUGACAUGAAGGAGGCCCUGCAGUGCGUGCAGGAGCUGGGCAGCCCCUCCUCGCUCUACAUCUUCGUGCAGAACGGCAUCGAGUCCACGCUGGAGAGGAGCACCAUCUCCCGCGAGCACAUGGGGGUCCUGCUGUGCCAGCUGGUGAAGGCGGGCACGCUCGCCAAGGAGCAGUACUACAAAGGGUUGCGGGAGAUCCUGGAGGUCGCGGAAGACAUGGAGAUCGACAUCCCGCACAUCUGGCUGUACCUGGCCGAGCUCAUCACGCCCAUCCUGCAGGAAGAAGGCAUCCCCAUGGAGGAGCUGUUCAGGGAGAUAACGAAGCCCCUGGUGCCCAUUGGGAAGGCCACCACGCUGCUGGUCGAGGUGCUGGGCUUGUUGUGCAAGUGCAUGGGCCAGAAGACCGCCGGCAAGCUGUGGCGGGACGGGGGCCUGAGCUGGAAGGAAUUCCUGCCCGAGGACCAGGAUGUCAACAAAUUUGUCACCGAGCAGAAACUGGAGUACACGGUGGGGGAUAGCUCGGACACGCCGAGCCGCAAGGAGCUGACCUCGGAGGAGCUGUGCAAGCAGAUAGACAAACUGCUGAAGGAGAACCCGAACAACCAAAGAAUACACGACUGGAUCGAGGCCAACCUGAGUGAGCAGCAGGUCUCGUCCAACACGUUUAUCAGGGCCCUGAUGACAUCCGUGUGCCACUCAGCCGUUGUCUGUGAGUACCAGGUCGAGAACCCCUACCGCGUGGAUGCCCUGGUCAUCCGCAACCAAGCCAAGCUGCUGCAGAAGUACCUGCGGGACGAGCAGAAGGAGCUCCAGGCGCUCUACGCCCUGCAAGCCUUAGUGGUGAAGCUGGAACAGCCUCCCAACCUGCUGCGAAUGUUCUUUGAUGCUCUGUACGAUGAGGACGUCAUCAAGGAGGAGGCUUUCUACAAGUGGGAGUCCAGCAAGGACCCGGCUGAGCAGCAGGGCAAAGGGGUGGCUCUCAAAUCCGUGACAGCCUUUUUCACCUGGCUCCGGGAAGCUGAGGACGAGUCGGACAACAACUGA